Molecule: messenger RNA, 1212 nt
Organism: Westerdykella ornata
Lineage: Eukaryota; Fungi; Ascomycota; Dothideomycetes; Pleosporales; Sporormiaceae
Exons: 1
Coding region: 144-1136 (330 amino acids)
Source: RefSeq, a predicted model, not a curated record
UCGCCCCAAAGUAGCACGAGUAGCUAACGGUCCGUUUAGCAUUUAGUCUACACACCUUGAUAUAUAGCAAACACUGCAGAGUUUCAUCGUCUGCCAUCAACGCCUCACCUAGAAUUCUCUCAUCGUAUCUCGAGUUCAACAUCAUGUCAGCUUUGGCCGUUAGAAGGAGAAGAAAGUCCUCAGGCGACUGCAUGCACAUGAUAUGUCGAGGACUCUCGAUCGACCAUUCUGCGCUCGAACCGCGCAGGAAUUUCGCGCAGACCAAUCUCCCACUGACUCCGCCAUCGACACCAACCAAGUCUGUUUCCCAGGCUACGCAUCAAAGGAUCGCCGAAGCCAGGAAGAAGUGGAAACUUUCUCGAGGUUCCAGGUCCAGUCUUACCUCUUCGUUUACAACAAGCCCGGCUGCUGUGUCGCUGAGCUGUCCGCGCGCCAUCUUCAAAUCAUCUGAGCACCAGACCCCUCGAGCCGUGAAAGAAGGUCAUCAUGAUGAACCCCAGGCGUACCAGUGGCGGUCGCCUACUUGGUCUCUUCCCGAUACUCCUCUGCGGUCACCAACUUCACACGGGCCCGACACCCCACCACAUUCACCCACCUCUCGCCUGCCCGACCAAACCCCACGCCCCUCUCCAGUCAUCCGCGAGGCGGACUUGGUCAGGCGCACAAUUGUCGACAACACAGAGCUCGGUCCUUCUCCAGGAAAGCUCAACCGCAUGUCAUCGGUGACGAAGACCCUAAAACGGAACGCGAGCUUGAUGCUGCCCAAGGCUCCGCUUCCCAGGCUGCAGGAACACGAUGAACACCAAGGGAGCGCGCAACAGCACCAUUCAUUGUUGCCAUUGAGGGAACGCCCGUUGGUCGGAAGACGUGCGGUCAGCGACGAGGCGCCUCACUCUCAUUCGGAGUUUCCUUCCACCACGCAAAAAUGUGUUGCGUCAAUGACGCGGACGUUGAAGCGGAGUGCCAGCGCCGUGGUACCGAAGCUGCACCAGCUCCAUCAGGCGAAACUGCUCGGAAGUCCUGAGCAGACGCCGCUUCCUAGGUCUCGGCCGAGACGGGAUGUAGAUGAAAAGAAGUUGCGGACAUCGAAAUACGAGGACACAAGCCAGGAGACAAAGCCUCCUAUACCAUAUUAAUCGAUGCAACGAGGGGAUAUUAGUUCCUGACUGGGCCUCCCCUUUCCCAAUGGCAGACAAGAGGCAAAUAUGGUGU